Molecule: messenger RNA, 2649 nt
Organism: Paramecium sonneborni
Lineage: Eukaryota; Ciliophora; Oligohymenophorea; Peniculida; Parameciidae
Source: the annotation of a GenBank genome assembly
AUGAUAAAUACCCAAAGAUCCAGUGAAGGAUUAGUGAACAAUACAAUUAUAGGUCCUUUUAAUUAAAUUGAAUCAAAAAACAUACAAACUUACAUCAAAAGGGAUUCUUCCAAGGAUUCCAUUUUGUCGCAAGAAAUAGAACAAAUUGAUAGAUAGGUUUAGUAAAUAAAUAUUUUAGUCAAAUUAAAGCUAUAGAUAAAUAAAUAUAUAUACUUCAACAAAGUAACCUGAAAAACAUUUUCCUGAAAAUAUUUUUUUGAAAUUUAAAGAAUAGAAACCAGCAAAUUCUUAAACAAACUUAUUAAAGGCUAUGAAGAAAACAUAAAACGUUGAAAAAUUCAAAAACAAUUUAUUUGCUAGUGCAUAUAUUCUAAAAAAUGAUCAGAAAUAAUUACCUUUUUUUUAGAACGAUUGCUUACUAGAAAAAAAUAACAAUUACAAUCAACAAAUUUCAUCAUCAAAUAAAAAGGUGUUUGUAUAAUGGAUUUAGAAAACUAUAUAAUUUUAGGCGAACUUUAGAUUUUUAUAAACUAUAUAAGGUGUGUGCCUAACUUUGUUUAAUGUUAUUUUUUAACGAUAUAAGUUAAUUAAUACAAUUUGGCAGAUUUGUUCUUUUUUAUUUUAGUUAUUACAAUUGUGGUAUUGUCCAUUCAUAAUUUCAUUUGGAAAUUAUGAACAUUUUUUAAAAGGCAUAGAAAUUGUUUUUUUUAUGUUCAUUUUAUUGGAUGCUUUAAUUACAAAUUUAAGUUAAUUGUCUUAAUAUAAAGAUUCAACAUCUGUUGAUCCAAACUUACGAUAUUAAAACUUAUCUUUUAUAAAUAUAUUCUUUGAGUGUUUAUUAUGGAUUUUUAUUUAUUUAGAAUUAUUUAAAAUUGCAUUUCUCAAAGAAAUUAUAGGUGUAAUAUUGAUAUCGAUUAUUUGCAAAGAUAUUAUGGGAAAAUAUGAAAGUUAGUUAGAAUAACUUUACUUAAAAGGAGUAAAUUUAAAUCUUUUAGAUUUAAUAUCUCUCUUUGUAUCUAUUACAUUUUUUGUUCAUUUAAUUGCAUGCUUAUGGCAUUAUAUAGGAGAUAUUACUUAUGAUAAUUAUGGUUCAUGGUUAGAAAAAGAAGAAUUAAUUUAUCAAAAUAUUUGGAUAAAAUACAAUUAUUCAUUCUACUGGUCAACCACUACUAUUGCAACGGUAGGAUAUGGUGAUAUAACUCCUAAAAAUUAAGUUGAAAUUAUUUUUUCAAUUAUUGUUAUGCUACUUUCCAGUUGUUUAUUCGCAUAUUCAAUUAAUGAAAUAGGAAUGACAGUUAAAAGUAUUAAUGAAUAAAAAACAAAAUAUAAGUAUAUAAAAUCCAUAUAAUAAGACGAAAUUUAAUAUUAUUGAAUUCUUAUAUGGAAAAACAAUUUGUAGAACAUUCUUUAUAAUAAAGAGUUAGAAACUAUUAUAAAUAUAAUAAUGAAAAAGAAAUUUAGGAUAGCAAUCUAGAAACUUUAAAAUUAUUAAAAGAAUUACCUAUCGGAUUAUUCAAUGAGUUGAAUUAAGAUAUUAGAAAUAAAAUUAUUAAAAAAAUCCAUAUAUUUUAAAAUAACUUUUCUGAAAUCUGUAAUGGAUUAAUAUCCAAAUAAUUAAUUUAAAUGAAAGUUACUCCUAAAGAUAUUAUUUAUCAUUUAGAUGAAAAAUCGGAUAAAAAUUUGUAAAAAGUUGUUUAAUAUAGGUAUUAUAUUGUUGAGGGUCAAGUAAAUAUUAUAGAAGAAAAAAGUUAAAAAAUUUUAAAAAUUUUGAAACCAGGAGAUAUUUUUGGGGAAUUCCAAUUUUUUACUGGAUAGAAUACAAUAGAAUCGGCCAUUAGCAAUUCGUUUACAGAAUUAUAUAAAAUUGAUAGAGAUGUAGUUUUAAGAAUAAUUAAACAAAAUAGUAAAGACUUUUAAAGAUUUCAUAAAAUCAAAGAUUCAAUUAUAUUCAGAGAGGAUUACACGCUUUUAAAAUAAAUUUGUUAAAUAUGUAAAAGCACUUCUCACCUUUCAAUAAAAUGCCCAUUGAUUUAAUACUAUCCAAAUAUUUAUAUCAAAAUCUUAAAAAGUAAUUUUAGCAGAAAAAACAAUCGAAAUAAUUUUGUAAGAAAAAUUUAUAAAUUUCGUGCUCUUUCUGAGAUUGAUGAAGUAUAAAAUUAAGCAUUAGAGUUUUAAGAUGAUUAAAGCUUUACUUAACGAUAUGGUUAAUCAGAAUUUGAGAGUUUUAAAGAAAAAAUUUCAGAAACUAAUUCAGUCAAAUUUGAAGAAGAACAAAUUGUUUAUCCAAUUUUUAAGUCCAAUUUAUCAAUCAAAAAAAAUAUGAAAAAUUCAUAAAAUAAGAAUUAAUAGAUUCAAGGUUAAUCAAUCACAUAAAUAAGUUCCAAAAAACAAUCAGUAAUUUAAAAUUAAAGAAAAUCUUUUUAUAAAUAAUAAGAAAACUCAUAAAUAAGGUUAUAAUUAUAAUUUUUAAGAGAAAGUUAUUUCUCUUAUACACUUGAUGACUUUGAUAAAGUAUAGAAUUAUCCCGAAUAUUUUCCUCAUCAUAAUAUUUAAUAAAUUUAGAAAAUGCUAAUUCUUAAAUAAUUGAAUUAAAAAUUCCCUCCAAAGCAAUGGAAAAUUAGAAAAGGAAGAUCCUACUGCAAUCAAUGA